This is a messenger RNA of Puma concolor (puma), 1281 nucleotides long. NCBI's taxonomy places the organism in Eukaryota, Metazoa, Chordata, Mammalia, Carnivora, Felidae. The record is from RefSeq and is a predicted model, not a curated record.
AAUAAUGCUGUCAGCAUGUCCGCACACUCCAUGCUCUGUGAACGAAUCGCCAUAGCCAAGGAACUGAUCAAGAGAGCGGAAUCACUUUCUCGAUCAAGGAAAGGUGGUAUAGAAGGUGGUGCAAAGCUGUGCAGCAAAUUGAAGGCAGAAUUAAAAUUCCUACAGAAAGUAGAAGCUGGGAAAGUAGCUAUUAAAGAAUCCCAUUUACAGAGCACUAAUCUAACACACCUAAGAGCCAUUGUGGAAUCAGCAGAAAACUUGGAAGAAGUUGUUAGUGUUCUUCAUGUCUUUGGUUACACAGAUACCUUGGGAGAAAAGCAGACCCUUGUGGUGGAUGUAGUUGCAAACGGUGGUCAUACGUGGGUGAAAGCCAUUGGCCGCAAGGCUGAAGCUCUACACAACAUUUGGCUGGGCAGGGGCCAGUAUGGUGACAAGAGCAUCAUUGAGCAGGCUGAAGACUUCCUCCAGGCCAGUCACCAGCAGCCAGUGCAGUAUAGCAAUCCUCACAUCAUCUUUGCGUUUUACAACAGUGUCUCCAGCCCCAUGGCGGAGAAGCUCCAAGAAAUGGGCAUAUCCGUGCGAGGAGACAUAGUAGCGGUUAACUCUCUGUUAGAUCACCCUGAAGAGCUCCAACCAAGCGAGAGUGAGUCCGAUGACGAAGGCCCUGAACUUUUGCAAGUGACCAGAGUAGACCGAGAAAAUAUACUAGCAAGUGUUGCGUUUCCAACAGAAAUUAAGGUUGAUGUGUGCAAAAGGGUAAAUCUGGACAUUACUACUUUAAUCACAUACGUAUCUGCCCUCAGCUAUGGAGGCUGCCACUUUAUCUUCAAAGAAAAAGUGCUCACAGAACAAGCCGAGCAAGAGAGGAAAGAGCAGGUGUUACCACAGCUGGAGGCGUUUAUGAAGGACAAAGAGUUGUUUGCUUGUGAAUCUGCUGUCAAGGACUUUCAGUCUAUUCUAGAUACCUUAGGAGGACCUGGGGAGAGAGAGAGGGCCACUAUGCUAAUUAAACAAAUUAAUGUGGUGCCAGACCAGCCUUCUGAGCGUGCCUUGAGACUAGUGGCCAGUUCAAAAAUCAAUAGCCGCUCAUUAACAAUUUUUGGGACGGGAGACACUCUAAAAGCCAUCACAAUGACUGCCAAUAGUGGUUUUGUUAGAGCUGCCAACAACCAGGGUGUUAAAUUUAGUGUGUUUAUCCACCAGCCCAGAGCGCUUACUGAGAGCAAAGAGGCCCUGGCCACCCCCUUACCAAAAGACGACACAACUGACAGCGAACACUAA